AUGGCCGUGCACGCGCAGUACCUGUCCCGUGCCUCCCCCCAUGACCACCGCGCCAUCAGGCCGGCGCUGGAUAACGCAACGAGCGCGUCAGCGUUCCGCGGCGAGCCCGGCGGCGGCGGCCACCCGCUUGCCGCCGCGGUGGGGGGCGGUAACACAGUGCUCAGCGACCUCACCUGCAACAACAACAGCAGCAACGACAACAACGGUUGCUUCUUGCCCAGGAAGCGCGCGCGGGUUGGCGACGUGGCCGGCGCCGGCGUGGGCUUGAUCAUGGACCUGCAAGGCCAACGCGCUCUGCUGCCGCCAGUGCCGGCGCAGGUACCGGUGCUGCUGCCCGCGGGAGACGUGCAGAGCAGGCUGCUCUGCUCUGCCGCCGCGUCCACCAGUGGGCGCCCGCCCAGCAGCGUUGCGCCGGUGUCGCAGGGCCUCCUGUCGCUCCUCUACCGCCACGGCGUCGAGAUUGACGCGCUCGUCCGCAUCGAGAACGAGAGGCUGCGAGCGGGGCUUCAGGAGGCGCGGCGCCGGCACGUCCGAACGGUGGUGUCGGCGGUGGAGCGCGCGGCGGCGCGGCGCCUGCGGGCGGCCGAGGCCGAACUGGAGCGCGCCCUGGUGCGCAAUGCGGAGCUCGACGCGAGGCUCCGGCAGACCGAAGCCGAGGGGCAGGCGUGGCAGGACAUCGCCAGGUGCCACGAGGGCGUCGCGGCGGGCCUACGCGCCACGCUCGACAACCUCAUGCAGACGCAGUCGCCAUACGCCGGCGCAGGGGCUGGCGAGGGCGACGCCGAGGACGCGCAGUCGUGCUGCUUCGAGUUGGGACAGGAGCAGGGCGAGGGCGCCGAGGCGUCCGGCGGCGGGCGGACGAGGGCGUGCAGGUGGUGCGGCGCGGCGGAGGCGUGCGUGCUGCUGCUGCCGUGCCGGCACCUGUGCCUGUGCCGCGGGUGCGAGGCGGGCGUCCAGGCGUGCCCCGUGUGCGCGGCCACCAAGAACGCCUCGCUCCACGUCCUCCUGCACUGA
This is a messenger RNA of Miscanthus lutarioriparius, 1014 nucleotides long. NCBI's taxonomy places the organism in Eukaryota, Viridiplantae, Streptophyta, Magnoliopsida, Poales, Poaceae. The record is from the annotation of a GenBank genome assembly.